UUCAGGGACUUGAGCACCUUUACAUGGUGCUGAGUCCCUUCCACUCCUGGGAAUGCUCUGGCAAAUGGGGUGGUGGGGGAGAGCCCAAAACCAUCCAGGCUGUGACCCAAGAGCUGGAUACUGGAAACAUCGUCAUUCUGGAAGGAUCCGACCCUUGAAUAGCAAACUGGCUGAUGAGGCAGAGAUAUUAAAACCAUCCUGCAGAGUGAUCUUUUUAAUAAGCUAACGUUUCUCUGCAGGGAGUAACAAGCCUCACCCCACACCAGCUUCUCUGAUUAGAAAAUGGACUCUGCCAAGGUGUUAUAAAUAUCCUCAAACUAUUUUGCUGCCCAGUGGUGCUCACAACAAGGAUUUCUUUCUAGAGGGGGAACAAUCAAGGAAACCCCUUUGUGCUUUGACUCUGCACACGGACUCGAGCGUUCCAUCAUUUGGAAGCUUAAGGUCCAUCUGUUCCUUCCUCUUCUGUUUUGUCUACAAUGUGCUUUCUAGUUUGCUGAACACAAGAUGAUGUUGGGUUCCUCUCAGCAAUGGCUGUGAUGUGGUGGCUGCUGCCUGUCCACGGGCAAAGGGAACACAAAGCAGGAAGGCCCAGGAGCUGGCUGUGGGGCCAGCAAGGAAGGGGAGGGAAGGGCAGCUCCUGGGCCCCAAAGCGCUGCUGGGGAUGGCGAAGCCGGGGCUGCUGCUUCCCAACGGAGGGAAAGGCUUCAAAGCCCGAGGUUAUGGGAUAGAUCAGACACUGUCUCUGCAGGCUUCACCAGCUGAAUGUCUUUAAUAUGGAGAACCCCGUACGUGGACGUCCCUUCAUAUGGAGACCCUUCCACACAAUGAUGUCAUGAGCAGAACCCUCCUACAUGCAGCGGCUGCCGUCGUCCUUGAAGAUGGCUGAGAAGACGGUUGAGGCUGAGAUGAGGCGCCAGCACAUCCAGUUUCAGACAGCGCUGGACAGGAAGAAGUUUUAUGCUGACCGUGUGAAGCAGCGACUGCAGGCGCAGCGAGAAGAGAUCAAGUCCCUGACUCGGGAACACGAAGACAGGGCCUUAACACUGGCUCAGAUCCUGUCGCAGAGAAACGCUGAGCUGGAGGAAAGGAAAUGUGAGGAGCUCCAGCAAUGUUUGCAGGCCAAGUAUCAGUAUGACUUACUGAUCAGGGAGAGAAAAGCCCUGUUAGCUGACCUGGACAAAGAGAUCCUGGAGCUGGAAGAAAAGGUGGCAGUGCAAAACCAGAGAGCAGUGAAGGUGAGGCAAGCCACAGAUAUGUCCAGGCUGGAAAAGCAGAAGGAGACCCUGGAGAUGCAACUAAACCACGACACUGUUCAUUUUGACACAAUCGUGGCCAACAAUCGGGAGAUGCAAGAAAACAAUGAGAAACUGCAAGCUCACAAAGCCAUUCUGGACAACUGGUACCUGAAGCACCAGCAGCAGCUGCAGGAUCAGAGGAGGAAGAUGAUCACUGCUGUGAUGGAGUCCACAGAAGCCUACAGGCAGCGGAAGGAGACCCUGGCCAGGAUUUCGGUCAUCGAGGAAAGACACAGCAAAGACGCUGUUCUGUUCAAGAAUGAGCUGCAGGAGCGGCAGCGUCUCCGUGAGCACAGGGACAAGUUAAGAAGCUUCAUGAGCACCAAGCUGGCUGAUCGCUCUCAGCUGCUGCAAGAGGCUGACAAGAGAAGAGCCUUGAAGGCAAGAGAGCUGGCCAAGCGGAAGAGAGACGUGGAGGCAGUGUACCAGCAUAUACAGGAGAUAGCAAAGGAUGGCAACAUUGAGGAAAUGCUGAAAGACUUCAGGAGGAAUGAGAAGAAAAGCACUGCCCUCUACAACCAUGCCAUGAAGCUGGUUGAUGAGAAUGAGAAGCUGAAGCGGUUGAUCAAGGAUGUGGAGGAGGAGAUGUCGGCCAUUGUGAGGCAGGAGGAGGACGCUCAGAGCAGGAACCUUCACAUUCUGCAGGAGCUGGAGGACAACCUGGCACAGAGCUUCGUGGCAACCAGCAAGAGUGAGAGCAGAUGCCAGUUGACCAGAGAACAACUGGACCAGCUGCAGCCCGUCGUGGCAGCUGUGCUGGAAGCUGUGGGCUGUGAGGCCAGAGAGAUCCUGUGGCAGCUGGGAGCAAAGGGGCAGGUGGUGGAUGAGAACCUGAUGCAGUGUCUGGAGCUCUUGGAGAAGAGGAGCAAGGAGCUGCUGCUGCAGCAGGCGGUGCUGGAGCACAUGGAGGGAGCUGCUGCGGGUCGGCCCCGCUCCGCCUCCGUGGUGUCCGACAGCCCCAAUCUGCUGGAGGAGAUAGAGCAGGCCCAGCCCAGCUUCACGGUCCCUGGGAUGCGCAGCGUCCCGGACACCAUCGAAGCCUGGGAGGAGCCGCUGGAGCGGGAGCAGCUGCGGGGGCUGGUGCUGCAGAGCCGGGAGCAGCAGCCGGGCCCGGAGCCCUGAGGUCCGCGCCGUGGUCUCCUCCUCGUGGCCUCUGGCAGCCGUGGAUUCCUGUUCCCCCCUUCUGAAGUGACUCGUGCCUCUUCGACUUUGACCUUUGCUUCCUCCCUGCUCACCACUCUCCUGCCUGGGACCACGUGCUGCGUUUGGCUGCUGCUGAGGGAAGGAGCCAGCCUGGAGGAGCCAUGGCAGUUUGCUUCGUAGUCUGGCUCUGGGGACAGACUGCAGAGUGCACCCUUUGCAGAACAUACGUGUAGAAUAAAGUAGUGACUUAAAGGAAU
Colius striatus (speckled mousebird) is the source of this 2695-nucleotide messenger RNA. Its product is annotated as coiled-coil domain-containing protein 63-like. Gene Ontology annotation, biological process: outer dynein arm assembly; cilium movement. Gene Ontology annotation, cellular component: axoneme. Lineage: Eukaryota; Metazoa; Chordata; Aves; Coliiformes; Coliidae. The coding region runs from base 852 to 2417 and encodes 521 amino acids. The transcript is spliced from 11 exons. The record is from RefSeq and is a predicted model, not a curated record.